This is a messenger RNA of Penicillium atrosanguineum, 735 nucleotides long. RefSeq names its product GPALPP motifs-containing protein 1. NCBI's taxonomy places the organism in Eukaryota, Fungi, Ascomycota, Eurotiomycetes, Eurotiales, Aspergillaceae. The coding region runs from base 1 to 735 and encodes 244 amino acids. The transcript has 2 exons. The record is from RefSeq and is a predicted model, not a curated record.
AUGGAACCGACUGAGAAGCGCAAAUUCGACGGGGAGGAUGGCGAUGCCUCCAAUGCUCCCAAAAAGAGGGUAAUGGGGCCUUCGAUGCCCCGGUCGGCGUCGGCGCAACCCGAGCACGAGACCGCCUCUAACGGAUCUGAUGGAUCAGACAGCGAAAGCGACGACGAUUUUGGACCCAGUCUACCUCCUCCCGCCGGCGUGUCGGCAGCGCCUGUGGAAGCCGCUCAGCCAGCUUCGCCCGCCCUCAAGAAGAAGGAGAACAAGCGCGACGAAUGGAUGAUGGCACCGCCUGAUGGAAGCGACUGGGCAAGCAAAAUCGAUCCUACACAGAUUCGGAGUCGGAAAUUCAAUACUGGCCGCUCUGCCCGCUCGGGUGGCUCGAAAGAACUUGAUUCAUCAUGGGUGGAAACACCAGAGGAGAGGAUGCGACGUUUGGGAGAUGCCGUGAUGGGAGUUGGUGCGCCAUCUAGUGACAAGCAGCCCAAAGCCUCCAGCGCAGCCCGUGAUCAGUCUAUGGAAGAGAGGAUCAGAAAAUACAAUCAACAGAGUGGCAAGAAAAGUCGCCUUGAAAGUUCCGAAGCUCGCAAGGAGGAGGACGAUGACCCGAGUGCGCGUGCAUUUGAUCGUGAAAAGGACAUGGCAGUCGCAUCCAAGAUCUCGAAUGCGAAGCGGCGGGAAAUGGUGAAUAAAGCAAGCGACUACAGCUCACGCUUCACCAAGGGCAACUACCUCUAA